AUGCUGUUUUUGACGCGUAUCGCGUAUUUUCUUACUUUGGUGUUAAUUGGGUAUGCUAGCAUCGUGAGUGAUAUACUCAAUGCUCUUGAGCACGCCGUCGAUUGUGGCUCUUGUCAUACUCUGCUCGGCGUACUGCAAGGCGUCGCUCUUCUGGGCGACAGCAUUUUUUCAUCUGCACUAGUAUCCGUUUGUGAGGCCGCUGGGGUCGAAGAUGAUGAUGUUUGUCAGGGACUUUUGACUGAACAGGGACCCAUCAUAGCCCAUGACUUACGUUCCAUCUCAUCUACGGGUCAGACGGCCAGCAAACUCUGCAAUGCAGUCCUUGGUCUGUGCCAAGACCCUGCUGUCAACGCUUUCACUGUUCCAUUCCCAAAGGCUGCUCCGAUCAAUCCCAAAGUCUUCACCUCGACCGGUAAACCGCCGUUCCAAGUGGCCCAUUUCAGUGAUGCCCACAUUGACAGAAUGUACACGACAGGGGCGGAUUCGAAUUGUACGAAACCAAUCUGUUGCAGGAAUUUUGCAGACCAGACUGGGCCUGUCCAAAUCCCCGCUGGUCCUUCCGGAAGUUUAAAUUGUGAUACACCUACUACCCUUGUACAAUCCAUGCUGCGUGCUGUAGCGGCGGAGAAUACACAAUUCUCUAUUUUUACUGGUGAUGUGGUGGAAGCUGCUGUUUGGCUUGUUGACCAAACGGAAAAUACAUCCGAUAUGCAGCAGUUUAACACUGAGAUGCAGACUCUUCUCAACUCCCCAGUUUUCCCUGCAAUAGGUAACCACGAAGCUGCCCCUGUUAAUGCAUUCCCAAGGAACACAACAAAUCAAGGUCAGGUUCAGUGGGUUUUCGAUACACAGAGUCAAGGGUGGAAUCCUUUCAUCAGCACUGCUGCUGCCUCCCAAGUCCAGCAUAUGUCGGGCAGCUACUCGGUCAACCCUGUUAAUACGAACCUUCGAAUUAUAUCGUUAAACACGAUAUACUGGUAUAAAGACAACUUUUACCUGUUUGACAGUGAUAAAUUCCAGCCUGAUCCGAAUGGAAUCAUUGCCUUUGCUGUUCAAGAGCUUCAAGCGGCUGAAGACGCUGGCCAGCGAGCGUGGAUUAUUGCUCACAUGCCACCCAGCGGAGGCGAUGCCUUGCACGAUCAAUCCAACUACUUCGAUCAGGUAGUGCAGAGAUAUAAAAAUACGAUUGCUGGAUUGUUUUUCGGGCAUACUCACAAGGACGAGUUUGCCAUCGGAUACUCCAACUAUAACAACCAGACAGCUGAUACAGCCGACGCAAUUGCCUGGAUUGGACCCUCACUGACUCCUCGUCAGGCCAACCCGACAUUCAGACUUUACGAUGUAGAUCCUGACACAUACGAGAUAAUGGACUCACGAACGUUUAUGAGCGAUAUGUCUGAUCCCUCGUUCCAAUCCUCGCCCAUUUGGAAGCAGGAGUAUAGCGCGCGGGAUACAUAUGGCCCUGCUAUCGGUGGUUGGCCAGCGACGCAAUCAUUAAAUCCAACUUUUUGGCAUAAAGUCACCGAAGCAUUCGUUUCUAACGACGAGUUAUUCCAAACCUUCAAUUCGCUCAAAACACGCGGUGUAGGGGUUUCAGAGUGUACAGGUGAUUGCAAAACCACUACUAUUUGUAAUCUUAGGGCACUGCGGGCGGAGAACAAUUGUAUUGCUGCAACCCCGGGCAUCAAUUUCCGAAGAGCAGAGGAAAAGGUUGAUGCUAGCCAGCGCGGACAUAUUGACCAUUGCGAGGGGAUAGGCUUACGGACAAUAUUUGAGAACAUUGCCCUGAAAACGGUAGCUGGCCACAAUCUUACUGUCGAUGGGUUACUGACAAACAGUUUUAAGAGAACGAUGGAUCCAGAAUCACUUAUAAAGAGGGCACAUGAUGCUUUUUCAAAACGUUCCUACAUAGUGAUAAAUGCAUACUGA
Psilocybe cubensis is the source of this 1929-nucleotide messenger RNA. RefSeq lists its product as uncharacterized. The transcript is spliced from 18 exons. The record is from RefSeq and is a predicted model, not a curated record. The coding region runs from base 1 to 1929 and encodes 642 amino acids. NCBI's taxonomy places the organism in Eukaryota, Fungi, Basidiomycota, Agaricomycetes, Agaricales, Agrocybaceae. Gene Ontology annotation, molecular function: sphingomyelin phosphodiesterase activity. Gene Ontology annotation, biological process: sphingomyelin catabolic process.